GCGGUGUCGACCGAUCGGGUCCUCGUCGACCUUCGUUCAAUACGCGGGCAUUCAAAAAGUGUGCGUACAUAUAUAUCGCGACUUUUCACCGGUUGACUUUUUCCCGAGGAAGUGACCCCUCCGAAGGAGGGGAACGCGCGCCCGUCGAUUUUCGAUCGCUCCGUUUCCGCUCGCCGCGUGUACGUCUUCUAUCGUUCUCUCGGGUUUCUCGCCAACGGCAACAAACGUUCGUCGUUCUCUCCUCGCCCCCACGUGACAGUGCACGACCACGUGGCCUACGAUUGAUCGAUCGCGUCCUCACCGUCAACGUUCCUACUUUGAACGUCUCAACAAGCGCGAGAAAGAGAGAGACGCACACACUCUGGAGAACAGUGAUUUCCGAUUGCGGAACGAAAUUGCGCAGCGGAAUUACGAAUCGGAAAUGAGAAGAUUUACGAGUCGCAAAACAGCUGAAGACAGCGAAGACUCGAUCGAGUGAGUAGAAUCGAGAGGUGGAUUCUCGCGCGAGAAACAAUUUUCGCGUGUGAUUUAAUACACGAGAAACAACUUCAUCUCGCGAAACUGAAACAGAAGAUAUCUCGGCGUGUGUACGCGAGUCGUGCGCGACGAUCGGUGUAUUUCUUCUGGCCACCGGUGUCAUACGCGGUGUGUCUCGAUUGCGCGGUGAAAUCGGGCCGGGUCGGGCAGGCUAUCGAUUGUGUGGGAACCGGUAGCAUAUAUCGACUUGGAGGAACUAGUCCGUGCCACGUGACUGUUUCGGUGACUGCGGUUUCUGCGUCGUUGGGCACCACGCGGGCACACACACACGGAUGUAGUCGCGGAAGUUGUCGAUAGAUCUCGUAUUAAGAUCAAACACAGAAGAGAGAAUUUUCACGUUUCUGAAAGAAAAACUCCUUGCGCGCGCGUUGAUUGAAUUUUCCGACAUUCCGCUCGAUUAAAAUCAGUAAGAUCGCGAGCGAGCGUGCGCGAAUGACGUCGCGCGAACGAGAAAAAUUUACGCGCGCGGAUGCGAGAGACAUUACGCCGUGCGUAAUUGCGCGUUGAUGUCUCCACCCAGACGGGGAGUUAAAACUGCCGCUUUACGGAGGGUUCUAAUGCGAGAAAUGACAUUCCGCGGCGCGUAUCGCGCGUAACACAGCCCCGUCCGGAGAGUUGAACGCGCGCGAGGUCGUCUCUUCCCCUCCUCGUUUCUCGAGAGGAGGAUAGUCUCGCGAAAGAGAGGCGUCGAAAAAAACUCGUUUGGACUAACGAGACGCGGUUCGAUCGUGUGACGCAAAAGUAAUCGCGAGAAACGCCUGGAACGCGAUCAAAAAUUUCACGUCUUUCUUCGCAAAUCGCGUGACGAAAUUCUGAGACGCGCGCGAUGUUGAUCUCUCGAAAUAGCGUACAAGAAAAUAUAACGCGGAUGAUUACGACGAUAGCUAUCGCGCGCCGUGAUUGUCUGUGAUUGACGUGUACGCGUGAUUGCCUUGAUAAAGGCAAUCGAGUCCGUAUAUUCUCUUCUCUUUCUUUCUCACGUCUGCGUGUCGCUUGCCGUUACUGAAAUCCUAUUAAAGAGCGACUAUACGACGCUCGCGCGAUUCCUCAUCACGGGAUGUCGAAGUCGCCGACAGCAAAUACCGUUGACGUUUCGAGCUCCUCUCUUAAUUAAGUGGAACAUAACGCGUGCGUGCGCGCGCGCGCGCAUAGUUUCUUCGAUGAUUCUUCUGAGCAGUGAAAGUUACGCCUGACAGGAAAUUUGCAUACAAUUAUCCGCAGUGCCAUUGUAAGUUCGUCGCGCUACGAAUGCUUCGAAGUUCGACGAGUACGUCGCAAUGGAGUGAUGUUACAUUAGCAUAAUUUUUUUUUUUUUUUUAAUCGGCUAGAAGAGAGACAGUCACGUGCGCGCGUCUUCAUUGACUGUAAAAUGUAAGAUCGCUCGGGCGAUGAUGUUCUCGCGCGACUGAGAUUAAAUGUAAUCGGACAAGAGCGAAGAGCUCGUAAGCGAGCGCAUCGUUGCGGCGAAUUAAUGACGUCGGGGUCGUUUUAAUGCUCCGGUCGUGUGUGCGCGUGCGUGUGUGUGUGUGUGUGUGUGGAAGUAAAAGUUUUUAAAACGUAGACGCGGAAAAACGUCUUCUUCUUCAAGAAGGGACGUACGCGCGUCUUCGGCAACGCAUUCGUUAAAUCGCACGCGUACCUACACGGUUUAAUAAUCCGCGCGCUUGUUGAUUUAUUUCUCUUAAAUAAACGGUGUUUUAUCCGGUUAAUGGACGAUCAUUAUGCCAUCAACGAAUAAUCAGAGGAGAUUGCCCGAUGUAACAAACGCGCAUGGAUAUUACUGACGACUGGUCGACGACUGUCUCUCGUAAAUUGGCUCGAGAGUUUCACGACGAAAGCGAAUUCUUCUCUUCUCAUUAAAACGAUCAUUACCGAACGUACGUUACCGACGUUCGAGCACGACGACAAACAACAAAAUAUGCGCAGAGACCAUCGAAUUGAAACCUAACUGUAAAACCACGCGCGUAUCUCGUUCACGUAAUAUCGGAAACAACUGACACGCGGCUCGUCUUUCGCGAUGAUCCGAGAUUUCUUAAUGAAGAUCGAGCGGGGUUAAUGAGCUGAUAUCCCUUCGAAUUGACAAACGGACGAAGAUUCAAACGGCGAGAGGGAGAGACUCUAUGUGCCCGCGUUUGUGCUCGCUCGGUCUUUGCCGCGGUAUCUCGCUGUCACCCAUCAGCGACCGGCGACCGUUCCGCGCGAAUCCCCACGAGCGAGUAGAUAGCGGCCGUAACAGCGGGGGAUUUUGCACCAUGUCCGUUCUGGAAACCGGCGAGGCCGAUCGCGCGACGAUGUCACCGCUGGACGAGGUUGUGUCCCCGACGAGCGUCGAGUCGGAACUGAUGGUCACCGACAUGUUGGACGAGCACGAGACCAACGCGCUCAGCGAGCAACAUCGGGACAGCAGCAAGCGCAAGAGGGACACGGACGGCGACGAACUUACGCCGAAGAAGCUGCCGUCGCUCACGAGAAACAACAACGAGGUCGGCUUCGUACUCGAGGAUAAUCCCGACGACGAGCAGCUCAACGAGGACAGGGAUGACGACCGCUUGACUGGUCAUGGGGGCAUUUCCUCGCUUGGCGGCGGGAACUCGUCGCCUUACUCCGGUGCCCAUCACCACGGACACCGGGGAAACGGGAACGGGGGCGGCAUGCCCCACCACGGGAGCGCCUCCUUGCCGACGGCCUCCGACUUUCAACCCCCUUACUUCCCGCCCCCGUUUCCCUCGCAUCACCACACACCCGCCAGUCCCCAGCAUCCCGGUCUCGGCCAACCGCAACACCUGGAUUACCUCGUUUCCGAUCCCUACACGCAAACGCUCAACACGCUGCAUCAGCACCACUACAAUCACCUGAGCGCCGCCGUAACCGCGGGACAGAGGAGCGGCGAUCUCAGGAGAGAUGCCGAGGGGAUUCACGUGACGAACAUGCACGCGUCGUUCCCGUACGACGGCGGACGCAGCAGCGGCGGAGGCGGUGGUGGCGGAGGUGGCGGCGGCGGCGGGGGUGGCGGCGGCGGAAGGGGUGUCGAGUAUGGCGCCGUACGCCGUCCCGACGCCCUCCUACCGCCUCCGGGCCUCGACCAAACCGACCUCGUUCUGCACAGCAGCCUCGUUGACGACCCCCAGGUGAGCGACGAUAACACAAACGUGGACGAUGGAGGGUUUAUGAACGACCUGCCGCUAUUAAAAAAUAUGAAACCUUCGGACAGGAGCGAGAAGGCCAUAUUGACCGGAAACGCGCAACCGUCGGACGUGUUCUGUUCGGUCCCAGGACGAUUGUCGUUACUAAGCAGCACCAGCAAGUACAAAGUUACGGUAGCGGAGGUACAAAGACGGCUAUCGCCACCGGAGUGUCUGAACGCGAGUCUCCUUGGUGGCGUGUUGCGAAGAGCAAAAUCCAAAAACGGCGGGCGUCUGCUUAGGGAAAAGCUGGAAAAGAUCGGCUUGAAUCUGCCAGCCGGCAGAAGGAAGGCGGCCAACGUCACGCUCUUGACAUCUCUGGUGGAAGGAGAAGCCAUUCACCUUGCCCGAGACUUCGGCUACGUUUGCGAAACCGAAUUCCCCGCGAAACAAGUCGCCGAAUAUCUUAGCCGGCAGCAUUGCGAGCCGCAGGAUUCCUACAGGAGAAAGGAACUUCUUCAUGCCACCAAACAAAUCACCAAAGAGCUGAUGGAUCUUCUGAACCAGGACAGAUCGCCGCUUUGCAACACGCGGCCGCAGCACAUCCUCGAUCCCAGCAUACAGAGACAUCUCACCCACUUCUCUCUCAUAUCACACGGAUUCGGAAGUCCUGCGAUCGUAGCUGCUCUAACAGCUAUACAGAAGUUCCUAAGCGAGUCUUUGAAUCAUCUCGAGAAGAUGUAUCCCGGGAACGGUAGCGGCGUGACCAGCAGUCAACAGUCGAAUCUCGACACGAGUAAGAGCAAGGACGGCACGUUGAUGAACGACAUGAAGAAGUGACGCACGGAAGACCCGCCUACCUCGAACGUGGUCACGUCUAUCAGGCACUCAUGGCCGUACAACUGAGCUUUUUCGUGUGUCGCCACUCUUGCGGAAAGCUCGCAGUGGACCACUGAAAACAAAGAACGCGCACCCGCAUAUAUACAUAUAUAUAUAUAUAUAUACAUAUAUAUAUAUAUAUAUACAUAUUAUAUAUAUAUAAAAAAAACAAUACGCGCGGGCGCGUCACACGCGUGCGGGUUAUUCGCGCCUGGGACGUGCCACCGUACACGCCGAGGUUGGCUGGUCGUAAAAAAAGAAAAAAAAAGCUUUCUGUAGGCAAUUUCGACGCGCAGUCUGUAAAAUGUGCAAUCGGGAAUAGUAGUUUGAACGGUAUAUAAGAAAAAACAGGAGAGAGAGAGAGAGAGGCGAACGGUUUCCCUCCCUCCCGGCUCUCGUAAACAGAGCUCGCCCGGAAAACAAUAAUGGAGGGUGAGGGACUCACAACUCUUUGUCGCUGGUCGUCGUCUUUGUGAGAACGGUUUCUUUACUCGUUCAUUUCGUAUACUCUGUGUUGCGAAAAUGUGUAUUUUAUUUUAUUUUUUUCAAAAAGCUUUUGUUGAAGGAAAUAUUUCGCGAACACCGAAAAGCUUUCUCUUUUCUUAGCUUUAUUUGUUAACAGUUGCAAUUCGAUUGUCAUUAUUGCAUAAUGACAUAUGUGGAUCUUACAUUGUUGAGAAAAAAAAGACAAUUUUUGUAAGUAGACAAGAGCGAACGUAUCUCCCGAGUACAUGCGUUUUUAAGUUUUAGUGCGUGGCUUCUUGCAUUUAGAUCUUCGGUUCUGUUCCAAAGAGUUUAUCUAAUUUAAGAGAGUUCCCGCGCGUGUAACGAGAAUUCUAACUUUUAGCCAUCACGUGACGCUGAAAAGAUAAUUACGCAAACUAAUCAUCGUUUUUUUUUCUUUUUUUUUUUUUUUCCAAAGAAACAAACCCGAGAUACAAAAGUGAUCAUUACA
Pseudomyrmex gracilis is the source of this 5493-nucleotide messenger RNA. It is a transcript of the gene TfAP-2, whose product is annotated as transcription factor AP-2-epsilon. Gene Ontology annotation, cellular component: nucleus. Gene Ontology annotation, molecular function: DNA-binding transcription factor activity, RNA polymerase II-specific; RNA polymerase II transcription regulatory region sequence-specific DNA binding. Bases 2658 to 4499 code for a protein of 613 amino acids. The transcript is spliced from 9 exons. The record is from RefSeq and is a predicted model, not a curated record. NCBI's taxonomy places the organism in Eukaryota, Metazoa, Arthropoda, Insecta, Hymenoptera, Formicidae. Gene Ontology annotation, biological process: anatomical structure development; regulation of cell population proliferation; regulation of transcription by RNA polymerase II.